AUGGCUUCUGCCGGUGGUCUGACACGCCGUCGCGGAGCUGCCCGUUCCAACACAGACGAUAUCAACGGCACCAAUGGCAGCAGUCGAGUCGCCUCCCCAUCCCCCUUAAAUGGCUCGGCUACCUUCGACAGCCGCACCCCGGAGACAUCGUUCACCUCCAGCGGCGAAAAUGGUGGGCACAAAAUCGCUUUCGAUCCGCGGGAUAUCAGCGAGAGUGAUGAAAGGAAUAAACAGCCGAAACUUACAUUGAUGGAAGAGGUGUUGUUGAUGGGGCUGAAGGAUAAGCAGGGAUAUCUCUCCUUCUGGAACGAGAACAUUUCAUACGCACUACGAGGAUGCAUCGUUAUCGAAUUGGCUUUCCGUGGCCGCAUCAGCAUGCAAAAGGAUUCAUCAAGACGACGCUUCCCCCUUGCCGACCGGGUAAUCGAAGUUAUCGACGACUCGCUAACUGGAGAAGUCUUGCUGGACGAGACGUUGAAGAUGAUGAAGUCAAGUGAGAAAAUGAGCGUCAGCUCCUGGAUCGAUCUACUAAGCGGUGAAACCUGGAACCUUAUGAAAAUCGGCUACCAACUGAAGCAAGUCAGAGAACGGCUGGCAAAAGGGCUGGUGGACAAGGGUAUCCUCCGAACCGAAAAACGUAACUUUCUCCUCUUCGACAUGGCCACCCAUCCUGUUGCAGAUACCGGCGCCAAGGACGAAAUCCACAAACGAGUCCGCAACAUCUGUAGCAGCCGUACCGUCAUUCUCACACCAAACCAGUUCUUCCCUGAAGAUAUUGAAUUCAGAUACCUGCGCACUAUCACAAUGGUUUGUGCUGCUUAUGCUGCUAACGUUCUUGAAAACGCGCUGGUGACCAUGGGCCACGAGGCGCGGGAGAGGGCUUUUGCACAGGUUGAUGAACUGCUCUCUGAAUAUUCACAAUGGCCGUUUGCGCGGCGGACAGGUGGUUCGCAAGGGAUUGGGGCAAAUUUGGCCCAAGAGGUCAAUGAGGAGGUGGAGAAGGCAAAGGAUAAGGAACUUCAACUAGAGGUGAUAGCAGCGUGUUUGAAUGUAUUUACUCGACUGGAUUCCCUUCUCUAA
This is a messenger RNA of Histoplasma mississippiense, 1080 nucleotides long. Its product is annotated as vacuolar protein sorting-associated protein 74. The record is from RefSeq and is a predicted model, not a curated record. Lineage: Eukaryota; Fungi; Ascomycota; Eurotiomycetes; Onygenales; Ajellomycetaceae. Gene Ontology annotation, biological process: Golgi to plasma membrane protein transport; Golgi vesicle budding; Golgi organization. Gene Ontology annotation, molecular function: phosphatidylinositol-4-phosphate binding. Gene Ontology annotation, cellular component: trans-Golgi network; Golgi cisterna; cytosol. Bases 1 to 1080 code for a protein of 359 amino acids. The transcript is spliced from 4 exons.